CAAAUUUUACGACUGAUACGUCAAAGAAACCCUUUAUGUCAUUCUAAAACCAAAUUUCUAAAUUUUUGUAAACAAACAAAGUACAUCAAUAUUAGGAAAGCCAAGUUUUUCAAAUAAGGUAAAAAAUCUUACAAAUCCACUUAAUUCCGAUUCACCGGCGCACCAUAAACUACUAAAAAUGUUCAACCAAAGCUCAAUGAGUGGUUUUGGUGCCAACCCUGUGCAAGCGACAUGCAACCCUAUGAAAGAUUAUGAAGUGGUUCAACCCCCAGAUGAUUCUGUGAGUUCUUUGGCAUUUUCUCCAGCUGCAUUGCCACAAAAUUUCCUAAUAGCUGGCAGUUGGGAUAACAAUGUGCGCCUCUGGGAAAUUGAACAAUCUGGCACCAGCAUUCCAAAAUCUAUGCAGUCCUGUGGAGGUCCUGUAUUAGAUGUUGCAUGGAGUGAUGAUGGAAGUAAAGUGUUCAUGGCCGGCUGUGACAAACAAGCCAAAAUGUGGGACUUGACCAGCAACCAAGUUGUUCAAGUGGCAGUUCACGAUGCUCCCAUUAAAACGUGCCACUGGAUUAAAGCCACGAAUUACACAUGCUUGAUGACUGGCUCCUGGGAUAAAACAUUGAAGUUUUGGGACACCAGAAGUCCUUCACCGAUGCUGAGUAUUAAUUUGCCUGAGCGAUGUUAUUGUGCUGAUGUUGAUUUUCCGAUGGCGGUGGUGGGCACUGCUGGCCGCCAAAUUAUUGUCUAUCAGCUAGAAGGAAAGCCACAGGAGUUUAAGAAGGUGGAUAGCCCUCUAAAAUAUCAGCAUAGAUGUGUUGCUAUUUUUAGGGACAAGAAAAAAUCUCCAACAGGCUACGCUCUAGGCUCAGUGGAAGGUAGAGUCGCGAUCCAAUACGUUAACCCUACCAACCCCAAAGACAACUUCACAUUUAAAUGUCACCGCUCCAACGGUACCCCGAACGGCUACCAAGAUAUUUAUGCUGUGAACGACAUCGCGUUCCAUCCGGUUCACGGAACUUUAGCGACGGUGGGAGCAGAUGGCGCGUUCAGUUUUUGGGACAAAGACGCUCGUACCAAACUGAAAGCGUCCGAGAUGAUGGAUCAGCCGAUCACCAGGUGCGCCUUUAACCACAACGGGCAAAUAUUCGCUUAUGCUGUCGGCUACGAUUGGAGUAAGGGCCACGAGUUUUACAACACUCAAAAGAAAUGUCAUAUUUUCCUUAGAAGUUGCUAUGAUGAACUUAAACCCCGAACUUCCUCUUAAAAAUUUAGGUUAGGAUAGAAGAUUUAUGUUCUGUAUUUUUCCAUGAUUUUUUUUGGAGUUUGUUCCUAGUUUUUUAGGAGUAAAGUCUAAUAAAAUAACCUCUAAAGUCAAAUAAAACUUACAUUUUAAAGAGUUCAUUAAA
Molecule: messenger RNA, 1400 nt
Organism: Anthonomus grandis grandis
Lineage: Eukaryota; Metazoa; Arthropoda; Insecta; Coleoptera; Curculionidae
Gene: Rae1
Product: protein Rae1
Exons: 4
Coding region: 179-1258 (359 amino acids)
Biological process (GO): RNA export from nucleus; transcription-dependent tethering of RNA polymerase II gene DNA at nuclear periphery
Cellular component (GO): nuclear pore
Molecular function (GO): RNA binding; ubiquitin binding
Source: RefSeq, a predicted model, not a curated record